This is a messenger RNA of Cottoperca gobio, 562 nucleotides long. RefSeq names its product small nuclear ribonucleoprotein polypeptide E (gene snrpe). Lineage: Eukaryota; Metazoa; Chordata; Actinopteri; Perciformes; Bovichtidae. The transcript has 5 exons. Gene Ontology annotation, molecular function: RNA binding. The coding region runs from base 122 to 403 and encodes 93 amino acids. Gene Ontology annotation, cellular component: spliceosomal complex. Gene Ontology annotation, biological process: mRNA splicing, via spliceosome. The record is from RefSeq and is a predicted model, not a curated record.
CGCGGAAGAAACCCGCCAUUAAAGCAAGCAACCUCACAACGUGAGUGUUUCGUUUGAACGCACUCUAUUAAAAGGUGCAAUUUUUUUUACAUAUACCUACCGCUGGUAUAUUCUUGGAAAAAUGGCGUACAGGGGACAAGGACAGAAGAUCCAGAAGGUUAUGGUGCAGCCCAUUAACCUAAUUUUCAGGUAUCUACAAAAUCGCUCACGGAUCCAGGUCUGGUUGUACGAACAGGUGAACAUGCGGAUAGAGGGCUGCAUUAUUGGUUUUGAUGAGUACAUGAACCUGGUUCUAGAUGAUGCUGAGGAGGUCCACAUGAAGACUAAGAACAGAAAGCCGCUUGGGAGGGUCAUGUUGAAAGGAGACAACAUUACCUUGCUGCAGAGUGUAGUAGUCACCUAGGACGAUGGAGAUGCCUACUAAUCUUACCUUUCCUAGAAAGAAAUGUUCCCCUUGUUUUUGCAAAUGCUGUUGCGUGUAUUUGUGUUUGUAUAACAUGAAUAUUGUAAUUGUUUCUUUCUACCACAUAGUUUUGAGAAUAAAACUUUUUUUUCGUUCUUA